Molecule: messenger RNA, 3757 nt
Organism: Cuculus canorus (common cuckoo)
Lineage: Eukaryota; Metazoa; Chordata; Aves; Cuculiformes; Cuculidae
Gene: DHCR24
Product: 24-dehydrocholesterol reductase
Exons: 9
Coding region: 63-1613 (516 amino acids)
Biological process (GO): steroid metabolic process
Cellular component (GO): membrane; cytoplasm
Molecular function (GO): FAD binding; Delta24(24-1) sterol reductase activity
Source: RefSeq, a predicted model, not a curated record
GCGCCAGGGCGCGAGGUUCCGCGGGGCCGCGGGCGGUCGCGGCGGGCGGCGGGGUGAUCGCCAUGUCGCCGGCGUGGUCGGUGGUGGCGGGGCUGGCGCUGCUGCUGCUGUGGGUGCGGCACCGCGGGCUGGAGGCCGUGCUGGUGCAUCACCGCUGGGUCUUCGUCUGCCUCUUCCUCAUGCCGCUCUCCAUCCUCUUCGACGUGUACUACCAGCUGCGCGCCCGCGCCGUGCGCCGCCUGCACAGCGCCCCGCGGCUCCACGGGCAGCGCGUGCGGCACAUCCAGGCGCAGGUUCGGGAAUGGAAAAAUGAAGGCAGCAAAAGGUACAUGUGCACUGGCCGGCCUGGCUGGCUGACUGUGUCACUUCGUGUUGGAAAGUAUAAGAAGGUUCAUAAGAACAUCAUGAUCAACUUAAUGGAUGUUCUGGAAGUGGACAGUGAAAGACAGGUUGUUCGUGUGGAACCUUUGGUCACCAUGGGCCAGUUGACUGCACACCUGAAUCCCAUGGGCUGGACUAUUCCUGUGGUACCAGAGCUUGAUGAUCUUACAGUAGGUGGUCUGAUCAUGGGAACUGGAAUUGAGUCUUCAUCCCAUAUCUACGGGCUUUUCCAACAUACCUGCGUGGCCUAUGAACUUGUUCUUGCUGAUGGAAGCCUUGUGAGAUGUUCACCAACUGAAAAUUCAGACCUAUUUUAUGCAGUGCCUUGGUCUUGUGGUACUCUGGGUUUCCUGGUUGCAGCAGAAAUAAAAAUGAUUCCUGCCAAGAAAUAUGUGAGAAUACAUUAUCAGCCUGUGAGAGGAUUGCAGAAGAUUUGUGAGAAGUUUACUGAAGAAUCUAAGAAAAAGGAGAAUAGCUUUGUGGAAGGACUGAUGUAUUCUUUGGAAGAAGCAGUCAUCAUGACAGGAGUCUUGACUGAUGAAGCUGAGCAAAGCAAGAUAAACAGAAUUGGCAACUACUACAAGCCGUGGUUCUUUAAGCAUGUGGAGAAGUAUUUGAAAGCUGACAGGACUGGAAUAGAAUACAUUCCCUCAAGACAUUAUUACCAUAGACAUACACGCAGUAUUUUCUGGGAGCUCCAAGAUAUUAUUCCUUUUGGCAAUAACCCUAUUUUCCGUUACCUGUUCGGCUGGAUGGUUCCUCCAAAAAUCUCUUUGUUAAAGCUCACCCAAGGAGAAGCUAUUCGGAAGCUGUACGAGCAACACCACGUUGUGCAGGACAUGUUGGUGCCAAUGAAGAGCCUUGAAAAAUCUAUCCAAACCUUCCAUCAGGACCUUAAUGUGUACCCUCUUUGGUUAUGUCCUUUCAUAUUGCCCAAUAAUCCUGGUAUGGUCCACCCAAAAGGAGAUGAAGCAGAACUCUACGUGGAUAUAGGAGCUUAUGGGGAGCCCAAACGGAAACAAUUUGAAGCCAGGGCUUCAAUGAGGCAAAUGGAAAAGUUUGUAAGAAGUGUGCAUGGUUUCCAGAUGCUGUAUGCAGAUUGCUAUAUGACCCGUGAGGAGUUCUGGGAUAUGUUUGAUGGUUCGUUAUACCACAAGCUGAGGGAGCAAAUGAAUUGCAAGGAUGCCUUUCCAGAAGUGUAUGACAAAAUCUGCAAAGCAGCGAGGCACUGAGUCUGGAUGAUCUAAUCAAGCAAUCAGGGAAAGAUGAAUUUGCCUAUAGCUAGUCAGUAUAUCCUUUUCCAAAAAAGCUUUAUUGCUCUCCAAAUAAGCUCAUUAUUGUUGAUGUUUAAAGGUAUGAAUUCCUGCUUUAUAAAUUUGUGUUUAGUAUUUCUUCGUAUGCUUUAAAACCAAUUUUCCAAACUCAAAGUGAUUGUUUUUAAGAAAUCUUAAGUGCUAGCCUUUAUAUCUAACGUGGUGACAUAGGUGAAUUCACCUAUUUCCAGGUAAUUGGAAAUAAAAAAGUAAUUGGCAAGGAUGAAGAUAACUGGCGUUCCACCAGCUGUGUACUAUAGCUACAUUUAACAUUACUUUUGAAAAUGGUAAGGAGGGCUCAGAAAUAAGUGCCAAAGCUGAAUGCAUAGUCAAAUUAUUCACGAUGUUAAAAAUAUCUGCCUCCGGUCAGGAACCUGUAGGACAGCUUAGCAAUGAUUUCAUAACCUUCCAGCUGCACAGCACUGCGUGAUGUUGCGUGACACUAUAGUGCUUGGGCUGGGCUGUCCUGUAAUCUCAACAGAGUGGUUCAACUCCCUGAAGUGGCUUCAGAUUCAAAACUGAGCAUUGAGGUGGGAAGAAAAUGCUUUUUACUUGUGCCUAUCAGAUUUGUACUGAUUUUGAUUAUAAAGUGUGAGUGGAUGUAGGGUUUGGGUACUUUCUAAUUAGUUAAUAGUGCAUUGGUUUUUGUCACAAAAUGUCAAUGUACUGGCUCCAAAAAGUUGCUGCUAUUUCAUAUAGACAAGUUUUAAUUUCAGGUUUUAUUUGUUGUGGGUCAGUUUAUAUGGAUUUUUGGUUUGGUUUGGUUUAUUUUCAGGGUGGAGGUGGUUGUUCCUUAAUUUUAGUGCCUUAUGAAUACUCAGUUGGAGGAAGACAUGGGUUAUUUCAAAUCGUUCUGUCCUGGCCGAUAGGAAAAGGAAGUCAAGGUUUUAUUUACAUGAGCAAGUGGCUAUGGAUAAGAACAACUCUGGUUGUGAAUCUUGAAAUACACAGGCUUUGGUUCUGACUCGAGUGACGUUUUUGCUUUUCAUUUUAGCUGGAUAGGCUUUGUAAAAGGACUGUUUCAGUCACCUGGAGAGGAAAUCAACAGCAAGCACUGUUCAGUUCCCCCCUCUGCUGCUUUCUGGUGAAGGCAGUGCGGCCACGCACUUCACACAGUCAAGGGUAGAAGUGUGGAAAUGUUUUGACCCUGUAGCCAGAAACACGGUUCCAAACCCAUCCCGUGUCUGGUCCAAGCAAUACUUAAAAUUGUUACUUGAAACUUUACUGAGCUCGAGAGCAAAGAAUGUAAUUUUCGUGAGGCUUGGGUCAGGGAUAACAUGCAGAAUUUUUUAAACAGUUACCAGUGGGAGGCGAUGCAAUUUUUAUAUGAGUGCUAAACCAAUGAUUUUAUUUAUUGAUAGAUGGAUGUUUAUGGUCCAGAUGAAACCAAUGAUAAAGCAGUAACAAGAAUAAGCUUGGCCUGUUACUCAGUGAUGCAUGCUGGGCAAAUUGUGUGCAAAUAAGGUACCCCUUAAAAUCCUGCGCAGGGGACUGGCAGCAGCAGCAGCUGCAGCAGCAGCCGCAGCCUGCCAAGGGGGAGACACAGCCAAUGCAGGGUGCCCGCAGUGCCACCGAGGCUGUGGAGCCGGGCAGGAGGUAGAGCUGUGUCUGUGAUCCAGGAACGUCUGCUACACCAUUCCAGGCUUUGGGGUACACAGGAAGGCAAACAUUGAUUCUCGGGGUGUAACCUGCCUUCAUGCCUCUGUGAGGGAAGUGGCACAAGAGGCAUUUCCUUGUCUCUGGGGCAAAGCUAUGAUUUAGCCUGGUGCUUGUAAGAUAAUUGCACAAAGCAAGAAUGGGUUCGGUUAGCUUUUAAAGGUUGGUAUUAGAACAGUUAGAGGAUAUGCAAAUACUUUUACUUAGGCUGUGUUUCUCUCACUUAUGUACUGAUGAUCUUUAGGUAUGCACUGUAUUUGUUUCUUCACUACUUCAUUUAUUGGCAAACUUUGUAUGAUGCGAUUGGGUACUGUAACUGUAUCAGUCACAUAUGCACAGGUAUAAUUGCUCUUAUUUUUUGGUUGUGUGGGCUGUUUAAAAUAAAGAUCCAGCCAGCGUACUCUUCA